This is a messenger RNA of Ceraceosorus bombacis, 3693 nucleotides long. The record is from the annotation of a GenBank genome assembly. NCBI's taxonomy places the organism in Eukaryota, Fungi, Basidiomycota, Exobasidiomycetes, Ceraceosorales, Ceraceosoraceae.
AUGAGGCUGGACGAGAAUACAGAUCCCAACAACCUGACGCCCAAAACAUUUCAAAAGUUGUUGUUGCAGCAAGCUUCGCCCGAUGGUGAUGGCCGUGUCAGCAAGUCCACGCACGCCCAGCAGAGCGGUGAGAGUUGUGGUGGUGGCAAGUGUGCGGAAGGAGAGGAAGGGCGGGUAGGAGAGCAGGCACGGGAGCAGGCACGGGAGCAGGCACGAGAGCAGGCACGGGAGCAGGGGAAAGAGGAAUGUUGGGCGCAUGAAGCGGCGCUUCGUGAGCUUCCCACUUGCCCAUCCUCAUCCCCAUCCUCACCCGCAUCCGCAUCCGCAUCCGCAUCCGCAUCCUCACCCGCCACAGCAGCGUACGAAGCUCUUCAAGCCCAGACACGCCCACGCCCACGCCCAUGCGCACGUGCAUGCCCACCCGCUCCUCCUCCUUCUCGCACAAUGCCGAACCUGGCAGACACGACGAUGACGGCCCUGCCAGAUCUGGGCGAAACAUCAACGACGCAACUGUUGGACAUGGACAUGGACAUGGAUUGGUCCAUCCGUCUAGCACCUGCCGCCCCACCACCCGGUUCUCCGCCCAAACGCACGCUCAACGAUUUCAGCAGUCCUGUCAGGGCAAAAGUGCAAGAGGGAGAGAAGAAGAGCUUGUUUGGAUAUUGGUCCAGUCCUGAGAAGAGCAAGCGGGGCAGCGCGGGCGCGUCGAUGAAGGGUGCAUCGACAUCGCGCGGGCGCGAGCAUGAGGAUGUGGUGCAAUCACAAUCGAGCAAGGCGGCUGCGGCUGCGGCUGCAGCGGCGGCGGUGGCAAAGAAGCAUCAUCGCGCGUCUGAUGACGAUGACUCGCAGGAGCGCACAAAGGCGAGCUUUGAGGCAAAGGUGCAGCAGGAGAUCGAGUUGGACCUUUCGGCGAUGAGCGAAGAAGAGCUGGAGAGGCUGGCGUGGGCGACGCAUGAGCGCGAGUGCGAGCGCGAGUGCGAGAAGCAGGAGGAUGAGGCACGCAUGGCUCGUGAUGGUGUGCGCUCUACAAACAAGUCCAGCAAGCACAAGCAGGCCGAUGAGUCUGUCAUGCAGCGACUCGUGGAGAAUGACGCUGAAGCGACGGAUAAGCAGCGCAAGGAGAUGAAGAAGAGGCAGAGCAAGAAUCACGCUUCUAGACCUCGACGCGGUGCGCAGGGGCACGCAAUCACAAUGGGCGCAUCAACAGCAUCAGCAUCCACAGCGACGGAGGAGGAGGAGGAGAAAGCGUCAGAGGAGCAUCAGCGUCAAGGUGCGACUGGACGACGAGCAGCGCAGCAAUCUCGAGCUGCUGUGCCUAUCCGUCGCUCCGUCGGUCCUCCGUGCAUGCCUCGCAUCUCGGAGACUUCGGAGACGUCGGAGCAUUCUUCCCACGAAUCGUGCAGUGCUGCAGCACUCGUCGACCCUUUGGCAGCAGCGCUCAGAGAAGCGCGGGCGCGGGCGCAUGAGCAGACGCUGGAGCAGAGGCAGGAGCAGAGGCAGGCGCGUUCGGAUGAGCUUAGCGGUCAAGAGGCAUCUGCUGAAGCGGUGCUAGCGGCGGACGAGCUGCGAGAAGGUUCGCAUGCAAGGCGAAGACGUUCGAAAGACGCAAAGAAGAGCCAGAGCAGCAGCAGCAGCAGGAAGAGAGAAACUCGUUCGCCAGGCAAACGCUCCCCGAGAAAGUCGAUCAUGCCUGUUUGGAAGAUGAAAGGGGAUGGGGAGGAGAUGGAGGAGGAGGAGGAAGAGGGUGGGGGAGAGGAUGCGACUGCUCCUCCUGCCUUGCCUGAUGCGGAGCUUUGGGCUAGAUUGUCCGCCGGCAGGAAAAGUCUUGCGGAGGUGCGCCAAGAAGAGGGGCGCACGCUCCAUGUCGCCCGGGAGAUGGAGGCGGUGAAGGAGCCCAGGAAGGGCGAGCAAGAGCUGCAUUCGCGCGCGAAAUUGUCGAGCAGCGAGAAGACGACGGGCAAGGGAGAGUGUGGAAGCGCAAGGAAGACGAAGAAGGAGGAGGAGGAGGAGGAGGCGCAAAGGGAGAUCUCGCUUCACGGCAAUGUGAAUGGUGGGAAGGAUGAGCAGAGCGAUGUGCACUUGAAGCGCACUUGCACUCUCCGCACUGCCAAGCUCAUGCCUUGCACGUCUGCCAAGGAUGUGCAAAAGCGCUCAAUCGGACAUGAUACUUUUCCUUCUGGCCUGUCCGAUGCGCGCGCCGAGCCAUCUGCAUCAAAGCCGACGACGACGACUACGACGACUACGACGGCAUGGCCAGCACCUAGUGCAAAGAAAGUCAAGGGCAGCAGCAGCAGCAGCAAAGUCAAAAGUCCCGUAAGGUCUGGUCGACUCGCUUCGCCCGCGCACAAACGUGCGCCUUCGGAUUCCGAUGCAGCGGUGCGCGCCAAAGAAGUCCAAAAGAAAUCGUUGGCUAUGGCGCUGGCCACGACGAGCAGCGGCGAAGCGGAACAGGAUGCGGCGAGGAAGAGAGCGGAACCGAGUGCGCCGAAAGGUGUUGCGCCCGCUACACCUUCGGCUAGAGCGCGCGCAAAGAGGCAAGAAAAGGUGCAAGAUUCGUUCAGAAAGGCAGCUUGGCUCGUCAAGAAUGAUCAGAGCGGCAAGAGGAGAGAGACUCGAGUUGCUGCUGCUGCUGCUGCUGGCGGAGCGCAGGAGGAAGAUGGGUUUGCUCUUGAGAUGUUGACUCUGCAUGAGUUGCGGGAAGGAUGCAGAAAUGGGGGCGCACUUCGACCUGCUCUUGAUGUCGAGCCUGCGGUCAAGUGGAGCGAGCAAGAACGCGUGGCUGACUCGUCAAGAGCGAUUGCAGAGCGACACGCUCCGACUGCGACAAUGGCAGGAGCACCGUCUAGCAGACCUCGACGUAGCGCGAGGUUGAGCGACAAGAUUGAGGAGCAGGAGCAGGAGCAGGAGCAGGAGCAGCAGGAGCAGGAGAAAGAAGGCGCAAGUCGUGCGUUGCACAUUCCAGCGGGCUACAGGCUCUCCUCUACAGGCACGCUAGUGCCCCUUGCCCAAUCUUCCAGCUUCACCUUUUCAGAGCGAGCAAAUCGGGCCAAAAAGGCGCAUUUGCAGAGCAAGAAGCGCGACGAGAAGCAGACGAGCAGCAGCAGCGGCAGGAGGAGGGCGGGUGAGGAGGAUGACAAAAAGGGACCAAAGGCUAAUCCUGUACCUGCUUGGUUGUUGAGACGCAAAGAGGAGCUGGCCAGGCUGGAACAGGAGAGGUUGGACUUGCAGAGACGUAGAGUGAGGGAGGAGGAAUUGGGAAAAUCUUCCAGGCGUGCCAAGACGACGUCGAGCGUGACGAGGUCUUCAAAAGCCCCUGGAACGGCAUCAUCCAGCACCCAUGCGAACGCCAAAGCUUCCAAAUCCCACACCGGCCCCGGCCCCUGCCCCGCCUCGGCGCCUGUGCCGUUCGUAUCGAGCAUCGAAGCGCGUCUGCAAGAGCGCGCAGCGUGGGAAACGAAGCGCCGAGCGCACGAGGAGGAGUUGGAAAGGGAGCGGGAGAGGGCAAAGAGGAUGAGAGUGGAGAUGGAAGAGGAAGAGGACAGGAGGGAGAGAAAGAGGAGAAAUCCAAAGGCGAAUCCUUUGCCCCAGGCUAUUUAUGGAACUUUCACCACCACCACCACCACGACGAGGUCAAAAGGAUUGCCGGCGUAUGCUAGAGCGACGAGAGCGUCUGGCAGGUUAGCUGAAAAGUGA